Rotaria sp. Silwood2 is the source of this 612-nucleotide messenger RNA. Lineage: Eukaryota; Metazoa; Rotifera; Eurotatoria; Philodinida; Philodinidae. The record is from the annotation of a GenBank genome assembly.
AUGGCUAGUACAAUGUCAUUUAUUACAAGUAAUAAAGGCAAACUAUUGUUAGUUCGUGAUAAUUACAUUUAUUAUAUUAGUAAAACAACAGCUACAGUUAAAUAUUGGAAAUGUGAAGAUCGUAGUUGCAAUGCCGGUGUUCAUACAAAUACUAAGGAUGCAUUUAUAAAAACAGUUGUUAUAAAUGAAACAACAGCAAUAGCUAAAAUUUAUGAUGAAGAACUUGCUCGGCAACAAAUGUCACAAACAGCAGCUGCUAUUAUGCCAUCAUCAUAUGAAGCAAAUUCAGGUUUAAAUCGUGCGCGUAGAAAAAUGACGCCGGUAUUACCAACGUCAUAUGUAUUUGAUAUACCAGUUCAAUACCAAGUUACACUUAAUGACGAACAGUUUUUAUUAUGUGAUAAAACAUUACAUAAUAAACGUUUAUUACUAUUUGGUGUAGAUCAACAAUUAACAUUUCUAUUUUCUGGCAAACGUAUUAUGAUGGAUGGUACAUUUGAUACAUGUCCACCCUAUUUUGAUCAAGUUUAUACUAUUCAUGCAAUUAAACCUGAAAAAGGUAUCAGAACUUUUCUUACUGAAGUUGCUCAUUUUUGUGUACUCAAAAAGUGA